Ricinus communis (castor bean) is the source of this 375-nucleotide messenger RNA. RefSeq names its product secreted RxLR effector protein 161-like. The transcript has a single exon. Bases 1 to 375 code for a protein of 124 amino acids. The record is from RefSeq and is a predicted model, not a curated record. Lineage: Eukaryota; Viridiplantae; Streptophyta; Magnoliopsida; Malpighiales; Euphorbiaceae.
AUGCUCACUUAUAGAAGAUCUAAGCACCUUGAGGUGAUUGGAUAUUCAGAUUCAGAUUUUGCUGGAUGUGUUGAUACAAGAAAAUCAACACUUGGCUACAUAUUCCUAUUAGCCGAAGGAACAAUUUCAUGGAAGAGUGUGAAGCAGUCUGUCAUUGUUGUAUCCACUAUGGAGACUGAGUUUGUAGCUUGCUUUGAGGCUACCGUUCAUGGAAUAUGGCUGCAAAAUUUUAUUUUAGGACUUGGAAUUGUCGAAAGUAUAGCCAGGCUGCUGAAAAUUCGUUGUGAUAAUUCUGCAGCAGUUUUCUUCUCUAAAAACGAUAAGUAUUCUAAGAGUGCUAAGCAUAUGGAGAUAAAAUACUUUAUCGUUAAAUAA